Molecule: messenger RNA, 735 nt
Organism: Rhizoctonia solani
Lineage: Eukaryota; Fungi; Basidiomycota; Agaricomycetes; Cantharellales; Ceratobasidiaceae
Exons: 4
Coding region: 1-735 (244 amino acids)
Biological process (GO): cell surface receptor signaling pathway
Source: RefSeq, a predicted model, not a curated record
AUGCCCCCCACUCGCCAGCGUACCUUUCGUCCCAAAAGCCAAAUACGCAACGGUGCACUGUUGGCCGUCUCGGAAGCGGCCAAACUCAUCAACGUCCCGCUCGCUCAGGACGUAGCCAAGCACGUCAAACAGCUCAUAGUUGCUCUCAAGGCACCUAAAACAAACGACUCGGACGCUCAGAAUUUGGCGAACCAGGUAAAGGGGCUGAAAGAUGUUCUGGAAAUACCUAUUCAGCACCUUGAAGACUCUGGGGUUAACGCAGUCGGGCCGUAUAGAGACAUGCUUGAAGAGCUUUGUGAGUUUCAGACACUAUUGUCAACUACUUAUACAGAGCUCCAAAAAAUCCAGGAAUCUUCUUAUACAAACAAGCUAGCAUCUCAAGCAGAAAUUCGAGAGCGCAUUUUACAUCUAAAAGAAGAACUAUCGCGCACAAUCGCCGAUUUUACUCUACGACUACUGGUCAUCAUGCUCGCUUCAAGCGCACAAGGUCAAAUUUUGGUAACGCGCCAUUUGAACUCGGCAGCGCAAGAGCACAAGAGUCUGGUCCGCAAACAUGAUAUCCUUGUACGCGAGCACAGAGCACUCGUGCGGGAUGCUCGGCAACAUCGACGUAUGUCGGAUAAACGUAUCCGGGGCCUGAGACACCAGGUCAAUGCGGUGCUCCUCAUGAGGCGAAGUGACGAACGAAUUGCCUAUUUGGUACUAGCGAGCGGCGUUUUUUUUUUUAACCCCUAG